AUGCAAGACGACAGCCUAGAAGCUUCUACAUCCAUAUCUCAACUUCUAAGAGAAAGCUACCUGGCUGAAACUAGACAUCGGGGAAACAACGAGAGGAGUCGAGCAGAGCCUUCCUCCAACCCUUUCCAUUUUGGUAGUCCUUCGGGGGCUGCUGAAGGAGGAGGAAGCCAAGAUGACCUUCCAGAUCUUUCCGCUUUUCUGAGCCAGGAAGAAUUAGAUGAAAGCGUCAAUCUGGCCAGACUGGCCAUCAAUCACGACCCUUUGGAGAAAGCCGAUGAAGCUCAGGCUAGAAAGCGCCUAUCUUCCGAGCAGCUGAGACACCCCCCGAAGUCUAACUUUGAGCCCAACUUCUGCCAGGAGAAGGCUCAGAGGCCGAGCAGUCCGAGAGAGAGUCCCCAGGAGACAAAGCGGCCGCCGUACAGCUCCGAAACCCAGUCGAAGAAAGUAUUCCUGAAUAAGGCGGCCGAUUUCAUCGAGGAGCUUUCCUCCCUCUUCAAGGCACACAGCUCCAAACGGAUCAGACCUCGGGCCUGCAAGAACCACAAGAGCAAACUGGAAUCUCCAGGCAAAGCGCCCCCCACGGAAGGCGGCCCCAGCCUCUCCGAGCUGUCGGAGAGAAGAGAGCGAGCAUCCGCCCCCAUCCCCAUCCCCACCGACGCCAGGGACAACGAAGUCAACCACGCUCUGGAGCAGCAGGAAGCCAAGAGGCGCGAGGCCCAGCAGGCCGCGCAGCAGCAGGCCGCGGGGGGCGACGCCAGCCCGGGGUCUUCGCCUUCUUCGCUGUACUACGAGGAGCCCCUGGGGCAGCCUCCCCGCUUCACGCAGAAGUUACGGAGCAGAGAAGUCCCCGAAGGAACCCGAGUCCAGUUGGAUUGCAUAGUGGUAGGAAUUCCUCCACCUCAAUCUUUCCCCAAUGUCCAUGAUAAGAAGAGGGGAGUUUCUUCUUCUGACUCUGAAGGGGACCUUAACAAGGAAGAGAUGAAUCGAAUCCAGAAGCCAAAUGAGGUGUCAUCACCCCCCACUACCUCUGCAGCCAUUCCUUCAGCAGUGCCCCAAGCCCAGCAUUUGGCAACCCAGCCCAGAGUAUCGACCAUCCAGCAGUGUCAGAGUCCCACCAACUAUUUGCAAGGAUUGGAUGGAAAACCCAUCAUUGCAGCUCCCGUGUUUACAAAGAUGCUACAGAAUUUGUCCGCUUCCGAGGGUCAGCUGGUUGUCUUUGAAUGCAGAAUAAAAGGCGCUCCAUCCCCUAAAGUUGAGUGGUAUAGAGAAGGGACCUUGAUAGAAGAUUCUCCAGAUUUUAGGAUUUUACAGAAAAAACCUCGAUCCAUGGCUGAGCCAGAGGAGAUCUGUACUUUGGUCAUUGCUGAAGUGUUUGCAGAAGAUUCCGGGUGCUUCACAUGUACAGCAAGCAACAAAUACGGCACCGUGUCAAGUAUCGCACAGCUGGAUGUGAGAGGAAAUGAAGACCUCAGUAACAAUGGAGCUCUUCACUCCGCCAAUUCCACCACCAACCUGGCUGCUAUUGAGCCACAGCCAUCCCCGCCCAACCCAGAGCCUUCUAUGGAACAGCCCCCCAAGCCCAAACUUGAAGGGGUCUUGGUGAACCAUAAUGAGCCCCGGUCCAGCUCAAGGAUUGGGCUCCGUGUGCACUUCAAUCUGCCUGAAGAUGACAAAGAAAGCGAAGCAUCUUCUGAGGGAGGAGCGGCCACAGCCAACCUGAGCAGGCCUGACUCUUUCCCAGAGAGGCUCAAUGGACAAACAACAAAAAUCCCAGAGCCUUCCUCACCCAUCAAAGAACCCCCUCCUGUUCUGGCCAAACCCAAACUUGACUCCACUCAGUUACAACAGCUUCACAACCAAGUCUUGCUGGAGCAGCAGCAACUGCAAAACCCAUCACCUUCAUCACCUAAAGAGUUUCCCUUCCAGGGGAGUGUGCUGAACUCCGCCUCCAGCAAGCAGGCCAAGGCCCCCACCGCAGCACAGACUUUCAGCUUGGCCCGACCCAGACACUUCUUUCCCUCCACUACCUCGGCUACCGAGUCUCCAUCCAGCUCUCCGGUGUUCACCUUGAGCAGCGUUCCUCAAACAGAUCAGAGGACAGUGCGCAAAGAAAGCCUCUUAACUGCUCACCCCUCAGUGCAAACAAAACCUCCCGGUGGGGCUUCCAUCCCAAACCAGCCACUGGGCCCAGGCUCCGCAGAGCCAGCUCCGCCACCGCUCUCAUUUUCCAUCCCCAGCGGAAACCAGUUUCAACCCCAAUGUGUGUCCCCAACACCUGUCUCUCCUACUGGCCGGAUUCAGAACCCAGUGGCUUUCCUCAGUUCCGUGCUACCUUCUCUCCCUGCCAUCCCACCCACCAAUGCCAUGGGACUGCCCAAAAGUGCGCCUUCUGUGCCAUCCCAGGGACUAAUGAAGAAAAAUACCAAAUCUCCUCAACCAGUGAGUGAUGAUUACAUUCGUGAAACCAAGAAUGCGGUGAUUCUAGAUUUAGGGAAGAAAGAGUACAAAAUUUCAAGCUUUGAACAGAGGCUGAUGAAUGAAAUUGAGUUUCGCCUGGAACGUACACCUGUUGAUGAGUCAGAUGAUGAAAUCCAGCACGAUGAGAUCCCCACGGGCAAGUGUAUUGCUCCCAUCUUUGAUAAAAGACUCAAGCACUUCCGGGUUACAGAAAGCUCUCCAGUCACCUUCACCUGCAAAAUUGUUGGGAUUCCAGUUCCAAAGGUUUACUGGUUCAAAGAUGGGAAGCAGAUUUCUAAGAGAAAUGAACACUGCAAAAUGCAACGAGAAGGAGAUGGGACGUGUUCUCUGCACAUCGAAUCCACCACCAGCGAUGAUGACGGCAACUACACCAUCAUGGCAGCCAACCCCCAGGGAAGAAUCAGCUGCUCUGGCCACCUGAUGGUGCAGAGUUUGCCCAUUCGCAGCCGACUAACACCUGCUGGUCAGCCUCACAGGGGAAGAUCUCGCAUACAAGAAAGAGACAAAGAACCCCUACAAGAACGUUUCUUCCGACCACAUUUCCUGCAGGCUCCGGGGGACAUGGUAGCUCAUGAAGGGUGCCUGUGUCGGCUGGACUGUAAGGUGAGUGGCCUACCACCCCCGGAGCUCACGUGGCUGCUCAAUGGUCAACCUGUGCUACCAGAUGCCUCCCAUAAGAUGCUGGUCAGGGAGACAGGAGUCCAUUCUCUGCUCAUUGACCCACUCACCCAACGUGAUGCAGGGACCUAUACCUGCCUGGCUACCAACAAAACUGGGCAGAAUUCCUUUAGUCUGGAGCUCUCUGUCGUAAGAGAUAGCCUAUUCUUUCCUUUCUCCAGUAUGCACCAGGACACAACAGGGUAUGUCUGCCUCCUCAUUCAGCCAGCCAAGAAAUCAGAUGCUGGAUGGUAUACAUUGUCAGCCAAGAAUGACGCUGGCAUCGUGUCCUGCACUGCCAGGCUGGAUAUAUAUGCUCAAUGGCACCAGCAGAUCCCACCACCUAUGUCUGUCCGACCCAGUGGCAGUCGCUACGGAUCUCUCACCAGUAAAGGACUUGACAUAUUUUCUGCCUUUUCCUCCAUGGAAAGCACGGUGGUGUAUUCUUGCUCUUCUCGGAGUGUGGUGGAGAGCGAUGAACUUUAA
This is a messenger RNA of Dipodomys ordii (Ord's kangaroo rat), 3621 nucleotides long. It is a transcript of the gene Mypn, whose product is annotated as myopalladin. The record is from RefSeq and is a predicted model, not a curated record. The coding region runs from base 1 to 3621 and encodes 1206 amino acids. NCBI's taxonomy places the organism in Eukaryota, Metazoa, Chordata, Mammalia, Rodentia, Heteromyidae. The transcript has 18 exons.